AUGCGUUCUUUCUUGCUUACCGCCGUCGGCGCCUUCGGCUUCAAGGCAAUGGCUCAGACAGCCUCCUUCGCUUCGGGCAUGACGUGGAGUGCCGUCACCGUCGGGCAAGUUUGGGCCAUCAGCUGGACUAUUGGUGAUGGGACACCUGUCUCCUUGUUCUUGGGAAACGCGACCUGGAAUACCCCAGUCUUCGAAAACAAAGCUGCCACGGAUGGAGAGUACGACUGGACCGUGACAGUUCCGGAUGGUUUCGUUGCUGGCAACUACGCCCUGGCUUUGGCCCAGAGUGGUUCCAUCGAAUACUCCCCGCUGUUGACCGUCAAUUUCCCGGCCGGCGGAUCGAGUGGUUCGACAUCGUUGGGUACCUCGACGACCUCCUCAAUGCCCAAUGCGACCGUCACAGGCAACCCCAUCUCUGCCACCGAUGCUACAACCACAACAGCUGCAACCGUGACCGUUACAUACUUCGAUGACGAGUGCGGCUGCACAAAGACAUCCGAAGUGCCCGCGACCGCCGCUGCCACCGGCUCAGGGUUGGCUGGCACACAAUAUACCUGGUACGACGUGGUCUGCGGAUGCACCAAGACGGCCAUAGCCCCAGCGCCUACCACCACUCAAUGCCCUGGAAGUGGAUGCAGUAGCUACACCGCUCCCCCCGGUGGAAACGUGCCGCCUUCCCCAACUUCGCCAGCACAGCCUUCGGCUUCGACAUUCAAGGGUGACGCGAACCGAUUGGGUGGCUCGGUGGGAGCUGUUGUGGGAUUGAUUGCGGCGGCCAUGUUCGCAUGA
Fonsecaea erecta is the source of this 789-nucleotide messenger RNA. RefSeq lists its product as hypothetical. NCBI's taxonomy places the organism in Eukaryota, Fungi, Ascomycota, Eurotiomycetes, Chaetothyriales, Herpotrichiellaceae. The transcript has 2 exons. The record is from RefSeq and is a predicted model, not a curated record. Bases 1 to 789 code for a protein of 262 amino acids.